AAUAAAUAAAUAAUAUCUUCUAACCUAAAUAAGGUUAUAAUUUUAAGUUUUUGAUAUAAAUCUAUUAAACGAAAUCUUACAUUAAUUUUAAAAGGAUAAACAAGUUGGCACUAGAAUAUUGAAGUAAAGAAACAGUACUUCUAGAACACAUUGUCGAUUAAUCGUUGGGAAAAAUGUACACAAUGUUUAAUUAAAGUAACAUGGGCCGAACUAAACGAAAAAGAAAGUUGAAGAAAGAUCCCGAUUAUUGCAAAUAUAACAAUAGCAAGGAAUUGAUAUCAUUGAACUCUUGGCUAAUAAAACAUGGUGUAAAGCGGAAUAAGAAGUUGGACUUGGCUGUUUUUAAGGAUACUGGACGCGGAGUGCUCACCAAAAAGAAGAUUUGUGCCGGAGAUGAACUAAUUAAUCUUCCUUUAAACUUGACUAUUAAUGUUACAACAUUGGUAAUAGAUAAGAUCUUUUGUAGUAUAUUUUUAGACAAUAAGAAACAAUGUUGCGUAGAAUACAGUCGAGCGAUAUCAUUCCAGGCAUUAAUGUCCUUUUAUCUAGUCUACCUAAAACUACAAGGUACAGAAUCAAAAUGGUAUAUUUACUUAGAGAACUUGCCUACAAGUUACACAGUUCCUUAUUUUUUACCAAAUGAAAUGCUAUCAUAUAUUGAUAAAGAUAUAAUAUCUGUGAUUCUAAAACAGAAAGAAGUCAUUGAAAAAUCUUUCAUUAUUUUUGAGGAAAUUUUAAACAACACCACUAGUAAUAAUAUAAUAAUAGAUAAAUUAAAGAAGUAUUUUAGUAAGUCUGUAUUUGAAUGGGCCUAUUUCACAGUGAACACACGCUGUGUUUUUAUGGAUUUGACUAAUGUUAUUGAUUUACAAGAUAUCAAAUGUUCAAUUAUAGCAAUGGUUAGUGAUAAUACAAAAAUAUCUCUGUGUCCAUAUUUAGAUAUGAUAAACCACAGCCCAAAUGCAAAGAAUGAAACUAAAUUAGUAGUAAGUAGGAAUAUAAAAAAUGUUUCAGUGAACAAUAUACAUGAAGAUAUAUUUACAAAUGUACAAUUUUCUAUUUAUACAAAAAAUGACUUUAAACCCCAUUCACAAGUAUUUAUUUGCUAUGGGGACAGCCAUAACUUGAAAUUAAUAACUGAAUAUGGUUUUUACAUAGCGGCCAAUGAACUGGAUUGUGUCAAUUUUAGCUUUGAUCAUAUAAAAACGUUUCUAAAUUCUAAAACAAUUGACUUUUCCCAAGAUCAGUUAAAAUUUAUUAGUAACCACAAUUUGAAUAAAGCUCUAUACAUUGACUUGAGAGGGCUCAGUUUCAAUUUCUAUGGCUUGUUAAUGGUUGCUAAAUAUUAUUAUAAGGAAAACACUGAUGUAAGUAGGUUGAUCUAUUCUGCUGCCAUUUGUUCUGACGAUAGACUGCUUAUAGAUUUAAUUAUACCUAUGAUCAAAGAGAAACUGGUUGAAAUAAAAUGUUCAAUUAAUAAAUUAAAUAGCUAUAAUUGUGACUGUGUUACUUUAAAUAACUGUGUAGAACUUAUGUGUCAAUAUGUCAUGAUAUUAGAGAAGUUUAUUAAAUGUUAGAUGAAAAUAACUCUU
This is a messenger RNA of Papilio polytes (common Mormon), 1592 nucleotides long. RefSeq names its product SET domain-containing protein 4. NCBI's taxonomy places the organism in Eukaryota, Metazoa, Arthropoda, Insecta, Lepidoptera, Papilionidae. Gene Ontology annotation, biological process: peptidyl-lysine monomethylation; positive regulation of transcription by RNA polymerase II; peptidyl-lysine dimethylation. Gene Ontology annotation, molecular function: histone H3K4 methyltransferase activity; protein binding; histone H3K36 methyltransferase activity. The record is from RefSeq and is a predicted model, not a curated record. The transcript has a single exon. Bases 201 to 1577 code for a protein of 458 amino acids.